AUUGUCUCACAGUAAUUAUCAGAGAUAUUUUCAAAAUGGACAGUGAAAAACUUAUUUUCUUGGUGUUUGAUAGAAGGCUAUUGUGGGACCAAAAGAGUAAGGGCUAUCACAACCGUGAUAAAUCACGGAAAUUGUGGGAAGAUGUGGCAACAGAAUUAAAUGUUAGCAGUUAUCUACUUAUGCAUUUCCUAUACCUAUAUUUCUUGUUUACACUUUUAGGUGAAGUAGCAAAAACCAAAUGGAAAGGAUUACGAGAUACCUUUCGAAAAGAGUAUCAGAAAACUAUUAAAUACAAACAGUCCGGUGCAGCAGGAGGGGAAAAAAGUGGUUCUUCUUGGCCAUACUUCGAGAGUUUGUAUUUUUUGGCAGAUCAAAUGACGCCACGGGAAACUUCGGGAAAUAUUUCGUUACCUAGAGAGAAUUCAUUAUUACCAGUAAACGAGAAAUCAAAUAACGGACUAGACGCAGAACCAGAGUCUCCUAAAACGCAAAAUACCGACGAUAACCAUACGAACGACGCAAUACAGGUUUUACAAUCUACAAGUACUGCCAACCAAUCUAAACGACCUAGGGAAGACCAAAAUUUAUUGCCUGAAACACAACAGCAGGAGCCAUUACGUAAACAGCAGGAAUCCUCAAGCAAGAAACAACAAACUCUGCCAUCGAAAUCUGCAAAACGCGGAAAUGAUGUCCAAAAGAGGAUGCUUGCUUUAGAAGAAGAAAAACUAAAUUUUUUUAAACAAAGAAAAGUGGAAACAGAUAUACACAAAGAUUAUGACUACCAUUUUUUAAUGAGUUUACUACCUCAUUUCAAAAAUGUAAAAGAUGAAAGAAAGCUCCAUGUACAGUUACAGCUGCAACAAGUUCUUCUGAACGAGAUAACAUCCUACAAAAGUCAGCCAUCAGGUCACGUAAUUCUCCCAAAUAGAUUUUCCGGGGUCCACGCUUCAUAUUCUACUAGUACUACUCCUCAAUCAGAACCAUCACCUGCUUCUUCAACUCAAUCGAGCUG
Messenger RNA from Anoplophora glabripennis (Asian longhorned beetle), 1012 nucleotides. RefSeq lists its product as uncharacterized. Gene Ontology annotation, molecular function: DNA binding. The record is from RefSeq and is a predicted model, not a curated record. The transcript has 2 exons. The annotation marks the transcript as partial. Gene Ontology annotation, biological process: regulation of transcription by RNA polymerase II. NCBI's taxonomy places the organism in Eukaryota, Metazoa, Arthropoda, Insecta, Coleoptera, Cerambycidae. Gene Ontology annotation, cellular component: transcription regulator complex; nucleus.